CUGGGACUUUCAGUGCUGUGUGAUCAUAAAACGGUGUUAGACGUGUUCCGGCCUUCAGCUGAACAGCAAAAAAAGGGAACCCUGAAUCACAGGCAAGAGCUAAAGUUCAGUGAUACAGACAAAUGGAUAUUAUUAUAGCAGUGACAAGAACUCAAGUGCUCGAUAAACACAUUCCCGACCAAAGAAAACAGAAACUCAGUGGAAUCCAAAGUGUUUAAUAACAAAUUGUGCACCAGUGAACAGCAGUGUGUAAACAAGGCGGCAGAAGUUUCCACCAAAAGGCAAAAUCAUAAUCGAUCGCCCACAAUUGAUACAGCACUCAGAACCAUGAAAUUAAGACUUUUGCGGUGUUUGCGCCAGCAGCCGGCGAAACCAGCGGCGGUAAUGGCCCAAAAGGAGGAUCAGUUCCCGGUGCCACUUGACCACCACGUGCUCAAGGACAUGUCCAAGGGCGCGAGGGACACCACCGUCAAGAUCCUGCUCCUGGGCACCGCCGAGUCCGGCAAAACUACCAUCAUCAAGCAAAUGCGGAUACUGCACAUCAACGGAUUCACCGACGAUGAGCGGCGGGAGAAGAUCCCCGAGAUAUACCAGAACAUCCACGAGUCCAUCCUGCAAUUGGUGGGCCAGAUGGAGGCGCUGGGAAUCGACUUCGGCAGCUGUACCAGCGAACGAUCGGCGGACUAUAUCCUCUCCCUGCCCGGAUCGGCCCCCGAAUAUAUGAAUGAGGAGUACUGCGACCACGUCACUACUUUGUGGAACGAUGUGGGUAUUCGCGCCUGCUAUGAUCGCUCAAAUGAGUUUCCCCUGCUGGAUAGUGCAAAAUACUUCCUCGACAACUUUGUGCGGAUCAGCGAUGCCGAGUACAUUCCCAGCACCGAAGACAUCCUGCACAGCCGGAAGAUCACCACCGGCAUCUCGCAAAUCACGUUUCGCGUGCCCAUUCCCAAGUGCAUGGGUGGUGGCGAACAGCAGUUCCAGAUGUACGAUGUGGGAGGCCAAAGGGAUCAGCGGAAUAAGUGGAUUCAGGUGUUCGAGGGCAUACAGGCCGUCUUGUUCCUGAUCUCGUGCAGCGAAUUCGAUCAGAAUCUGCGCGAGGAUCCCACCCAGAAUCGGUUGCAGGAGGCGCUGAAGUUGUUCAGGGCCGUGUGGCAGAAUCGCUUCCUCGCCUCCGCCGGACUGAUCGUGUUCCUCAACAAGUACGACAUCAUGGAGCGGAAGAUCCGGGCCGGCAAGCACAUCGUGGACUACUUCCCCGAGUACGAGGACUUCUGCAAGAGGCCGCAGCAGGACAAUUGCUUCGGCGAGAGUGACUGGACCAAGAUGUUCAUCAAGCAGAAGCUGGUGGAUAUCACACAGGAGCCAUUCAAGCGCCACUCGCGGAAUCAGGUGGAUCUGGGAACAUCGGAAAGGGAGUGCUACUACCACUUCACCGUCGCCACGGACACCAGAUGCAUCCGCGAUGUCUUCUGUGACGUCCAGAAGAUGAUCCUCUCGGAGAACGUGUCCAGCAUGGGCCUCUUCUAGUCCUGAUCUCGUAGCGGAUCGGCGAGCUUCUCAAUAAGGUUAAGGGAGGGCUGUCCUCAGGCCCCCACCAACUGUGAUCUAGUCUGAUAUGACUUAAGUAGCCAUGUAGGACCUUAGAUCGUAGUGGCAACAGUUGCAUGUUGCACAUUGCCUGGUACAACGCUUUAAAAUAUUUAACUGCAAGUGUGUAGAGGAGAAAUCCUCGCACCAAAUGCUCUCACUACUCUUUCAACUAAUGUCUAAACUCUAAGAGAAUAUAACUUAUACAAUAAAACCAAAACCUAGGCAGACAAA
Messenger RNA from Drosophila yakuba, 1821 nucleotides. It is a transcript of the gene Galphaf, whose product is annotated as guanine nucleotide-binding protein G(f) subunit alpha. The coding region runs from base 328 to 1527 and encodes 399 amino acids. Gene Ontology annotation, cellular component: heterotrimeric G-protein complex. Lineage: Eukaryota; Metazoa; Arthropoda; Insecta; Diptera; Drosophilidae. The record is from RefSeq and is a predicted model, not a curated record. Gene Ontology annotation, molecular function: guanyl nucleotide binding; GTPase activity; G protein-coupled receptor binding. The transcript is spliced from 5 exons. Gene Ontology annotation, biological process: adenylate cyclase-modulating G protein-coupled receptor signaling pathway.